Messenger RNA from Rhipicephalus microplus (southern cattle tick), 1068 nucleotides. RefSeq names its product pseudouridine-5'-phosphate glycosidase. The record is from RefSeq and is a predicted model, not a curated record. Gene Ontology annotation, cellular component: cytoplasm. Gene Ontology annotation, molecular function: pseudouridylate synthase activity; hydrolase activity, acting on glycosyl bonds. NCBI's taxonomy places the organism in Eukaryota, Metazoa, Arthropoda, Arachnida, Ixodida, Ixodidae.
GACAGUGCAGGCGUGGUGCGUGUGGAGGGAGCCCGGACAGCCUCCUACUGCACCCUCUUGGACAAACGUGGUGACUGCCUGUUCGGCGUGGGUGAUAUGGACGUACACCGUCACAUCUCUCCGCAAUUGGUUCUGGAAAACGAGGAGCACAUCGCACACGCUCCUGUCGUCGUGCUCGACGGCAACGUUCCCGUCGAGACAAUCAGCUGUGUCCUACGGCUUUGCGGUCAGCGACGCAUACCGGUAUUCUUCGAGCCCACUGACGUGCGCAAGGCAGUGAAGCCGUUUCUGUCGGACGCUUGGCGCCACCUAUCCAUCAUUUCACCAAACCUUGCAGAGUUGAGAGUCAUGUACGCCGCCUUGGUUAGCGUGUUGGAAGCCAAUGAGACCACAGAUGAACCUGCUGCCCCAAUAGUGGCUACUGACCCCGUGAAAGAAGGUGCAUUGCUGGGAAGCCGUCUUGCCCUUCACAUUCCUAUGGUGCUUGUCACAUUGGGAGUUCACGGUGCGCUGCUGGUUGAGAGGUUACCUUCGGAGACAACGAAGGAAGUGAAGGGAGGCCAGGAACUCGUGAAAGUACGUCACUACCCAACAUCAAAGCUCGACAGUGUGCAAAGUGUUUCUGGAGCAGGAGACUGCCUUGCUGGAGGAUUUUUGUGUGGCCUGCUGCGCCACCUUGCCUGGGACCAGUGCAUGGGAAUCGGGAUGGCAGCUGCACGUAGGUCUCUGAUGUCCUCGGAUACGGUUCCCGACAUGGUGGGCGAGGACUGCCUUGAUGCUGUCUCCACGCCACGCACAGUGGACCUCCAGUGAACCCGGCUUGGGAAAUGAAACACGUUUAUCGCGUUUUGAUGCAUUUAUGUGUUUAUUUCUCGCGCUAGGUCUUCUACGAAAACGCUCCAUUAUUUGAGAACGUUGAUGUUUUGUGUGAAUUUAGAUUGUUUUAAGUUUCGUAUUUUGUGCAAUGAAGUCAUUCAUGUCACUGCGUUGUUUUUUCCAGUUGUUUAUGUUCUCACAAUUACGAAGAGAACCAUUGUCCAAAGAGACCAGUCAUUCCUACCGUAUGAA